GUGUUUGAACUGCUGUCCUUGGUGAUCUCUGGGAUGAAAUCUAUAAUGGACAGAAAUGAGGACUUUGCGUUUCUUAAAAGCAUGAUCAUGGAAAGGAGAUUCCAUCUACUGGUCAAGGUGAAACUGGCUUUAACUACUGUGAUGUCAUGGCAAUGCUACAGUUAUGUAAUGAUAUCUGAGAAAGUUUAUCAUGUACAAUUACAGUAUGUCAUAGUGUGUAGCUAUGGAAAUGCAAGAGGGAUGUACUGGGUAGUAUUCACUAGGAACCAACCGGAAGCAAACGGGCCGAAACAUGGAGGGACUACCUGAACAUUUCCCUUGUUUCCUCGUUUUCUCUUGCGAAACGUUUUGCUGUGGUGUGCACUAAUGAAUACAACAGAUGUACAUCAUCGGUGAUGUACUGUAAUAGUAACAACCAGUGUCAUAGCCUGAAUCUCUCUCCUUCUUCUCAGAUCCACGCAAGGUUGAGGCGGUUUGGAAGAAGGAAUCCUGUCCCGGUCCGGGAUAACGCAAAGAGUCUGGCCUGUAACGUAAGUCUUUCUCUGUGCCUUCAGAUGGAUGGAUGAAUGGAUGGAUGGAUAUAAAUAUAGAUAGAUAAAGAGAGAGAGAGAGAUACAUUUUUAAUGAUAAGUGUCCCCACAUACAGUGCCUUGCAAAAGUAUUCAGACCCCUUGGAUUUCUUCACAUUUUAUUGUGUUAAAAAGUCAGAUUAAAAUUGAUUUAAUUGUCAUUUUUGCUCAACAAUCUAUACAAAAAACUCUGUAAUGUCGAAGUGUAAAUCAACAAUUAUUUUGUAUUUUUUAUGGUUAAUAACAAAUGAAUGACUAAAAUAUAGUUGUUGCAUAAGUAUUCAGCUCCCUGAGUCAAUACAUGUUAGAAACACCUUUGACAUCGAUUACAGCUGUUAGUCUUCUUGGGUAAAGUCUCUAAGAGCUUUACACACCUGGAUUGUGCAAUAUUUGCCAUUAUUCUUUUCAAAAUUCUUCAAGCUCUGUCAAGAUGCUGGGGAUCAUGGCUAGACAUAAAUCAUAAGUCUUGCCAUAGAUAUUCAAGCAAAUUUAGGGUGGCAGGUAGCUUAGUGGGUAAGAGCUUUGUGCCAGUAACUGAAAGGUCACUGGUUCUAAUCCCUGAGCUGACUAGGUGAAAAAUCUGUCGAUGUGCCCUUAAGCAAGGCACUUAACCCUAAUUGCUCCUGUAAGUCGCUCUGGAUAAGAGCGUCUGCUAAAUGACAAAAUAAACUGUAAUUUGGCCACUCAGGAACAUUCACUGUCUUCUUGGUAAGCAACCCCAGUGCUUUGUGUUGUAGGUUAUUGUCCUGCUGAAUGGUAAAUUCCUCUCCCAAUCUCUGGUGUAAAGCAGACUGAAGCAUGUUUUCUUCUAGUAUUUUACCUGUGCUUAGCUCCGUCCGGUUUCUUUUUAUCCUGAAAAACUCCUCAGUAUUUGCCAAUGUAAAGCAUACCCAUACCAUGAUGCAGCCACCACCAUGCUUGAAAAUAAGGAGGCAGUUGCUCAGUGAUGUGUUGUGUUGGAUUUUCCCCAAACAUAAGGUUUCGCAUUCAGGCCAUUUAGCAUUUCCUUGCAGUAUUACUUUAGUGCCUUUGGAAUAUUCUGUAUAUUUGUAUUCUUCUUUUCACUCUGUCAUUUAGUUCAUUAUUGUGGAGUCACUACAAUGUUGUUGAUCCAUCAUCGGUUUUCUUCCAUCACAGCCAUUGAACUCUGUAGCUGUUUUAAAGUCACCUAUGGCCUCAUGGUAACAUCCCUGAGCAAUUUCUUUCCUGUCCUGCAGCUCAGUUCAGAAGGACGCCUGUCUGAUUUGUUAUUGUUACCCAUCUACCAAUCACUGCCCUUCUUUAUGAGGCUUUCGAAAAGCUCCCUGGUCUUUGUAUUUUAAUCUGUGCUUGAAACGCAAUACUUGACUGAGGGACCUUACAGAUGCUGUAUGUAUUGGGGACAGAGGAAGGGUUAGUCAUUCAAAAUUCAUGUCAACCUCUAUUAUUAUUUAUAUAUAAAAUGUUGUUGAGCCACAUUUUAUUCCUGAACUAAUUUAGGCUUGCCUAAACAAAGGGGCUGAUAAUAUAUUGUAGUUAUGACUUUUUUUGUGUUUGAAUUUUGUGUGUAUUUUGUAUAGAUUGUUGACAGAAAAAUUACAAUUAAAUUCAUUUCAAUCACACUUUGUAACAAUAAAAUGUGAAAAAAUCGAAGGGGCCUAAAUACUUUUUCAUGACAUCCAUUGACUAAGCAACUAUGACCAACCGAGGCAAAGCCUUGUUUUAAAGUGAUAUUAUUUUACAUAUCUCUUCUAUACAGAGUGAAAUCAUGGGGGACAGUUUUCAGCAUUAAGGUGUUAAAAUAAUUUCACCCCAAGUGUAAUGUUUCAGCUUUGAGGACUAGAAUUAAUGUCAACUCCAUAAAGUGACACUGAGAAUUCCCACUCUCCCAUAAUCCUCUACUUCACCCCUCCCCUUUAACUCUCAACCCUACUCUUUUGUCUUAAGUACCUUCUCCUUAUCUCACUCCCCUACCCCACUGUUCUGUAGUAUGUCCAAUGUGGGCAUCCGUAUUUGUGUCUAACAUGCGCAGAGUUCAGUAAAUCGGUGGAAAAGAUACAGUUACUGUCAGUACCCCCCGCCCCAUUCCCUCUUUCCUUAUGCCCUAUCCUUGUUCCGCCUCCCAUUCCCCUUACUCAAGGUCCUGUUAGACAGCCACUCCAGGCCUGGUUUAAAUCAUCAAUGUCUACUGAAGGGGCCAAACCAAAGAGCUGUUUUUCUUCAAAAUGGCUUCUGUUUGCUCACAGCGGAAAGUAUUGACCUUCAGGCAGACUUACGGAUUGUUUGGUUUGUGCACACAACAUCUUGAAGCACACUCUUAGAAAAAAGGGUUCCAAAAUGGUUCUUCGGCUGUCCCUAUAGGAGAACCCUUUUUGGUUCCAGGUAGAACCCUUUUUGGUUCCAGGUAGAACUCUUUUGGGUUCCAUCUAGAACCCUCUGUAUAAAGGGUUCUACAUGGAACUCAAAAGGGUUCUACCUGGAACCAAAAAGGGUUCUUCAAAGGGUUAUCCUAUGGGGACAGCCGAAGAACCCUUUUAGGUUCUAGAUAGCACCUUUUUUUUCAAAGAAUGUUGUGUUUUCCCUGGAGGCUGUUGCACUCUGCCUUGGAUAAAUCUAUGGGGAAACAUUGCAACUGUCUUGAAGCAAUAAGUUACAACAGUAUCACACUAGACAUCUCACCACGAAACACACCAUCCUCAUUGUUAUAUCAGAGGCUGCAUACUGUGUGUGUGUGUGUGUGUGUGUGUCUGUGUCAUAGUUGGCUGAGGAGCUGUGGACUCAAGUGGCCAGUGCUGAAUGUUCAGAGUUGAUCAGCCUGCUGUCCAACCCACACAUCAAGGUGAGUCUCCCAUAAAGGAUAUGAAAGUAAAUAAUGUCAGACUCUCUCAUUCAGUCAAACACAUUCCUCAUUCCGUUUCUUUUAGAGACACACAUUAAGGCCAGGCACCACACCCUAAAACUGUAUUUUUUUCCCUUGAUCAUUUCACAAUCAACUUUUACCAGAAUGUGGACACAUAUAUAAUACUUUUUGCUAUUACAAUUCUUCUGAAAUAUUGAAUUAAAAUAUGCAAAUUUGGUGAUAUCUCACAAAAUAAUGUAUAUACUGUAUUUUCAUAUUACGCAAAUACAUUUUUCUGGACACUAGAUUAAGUCAGCCUGAAUAUUUUACUUUCAUAUAUUACACAUAGCCGAUUGUGGAUAAAUACAUUUUUCAUCUUUCUAUCUGUAAAAUACUAAAGAAAGGUAUGUAAAAUGCAUUUUUGCAGCAUUUCUCAGAAGAAAAUCUCAACUAGAAUAAAAUGUGUACAAUUGUUACAGGAGGGGGUUGCAGUUCCGGAGCGACCCACUAGGUGUCCUCCUCCGACAACCUUAGGCACCUCCUCACUCACUAAUCAUGAUCCUACUGGUGUCAACUGUGUCUACCUGUUCACCUGUGUAUUUUUGCCCUCACUUGUGUUCCCUUGCUCAGUUUUCUCUGCUAGUUUCUCGAUGCCAAGCAGUACGAAUCAGUGUCUGAUCGCGAGAUGUAUGUACAGGUACUUGAGAAGUGUUCUCCCUGUUUCAUUGUUGUUUCAGUCGUAGUUAGUAUUUCGUAUUUUUGCUGUCAGCCUGUUUUUGGAGAUCAAUUUGCACCUCCUUUAUUUUAUCGUGAUUUUAUCCGUUAUUUUGUAUCCUGGCUUUGGGAUCACCAGUAAAGAUCCUUGUUUCACCAUCUCUGCCUACUGCCUACUGUCUAUUCUGCACUGCACCUGGGUCACACAUCACACCAACCCUUACAGAAAACUGAGCAAAUAUGGACCCAGCGGAGGCAGCACAGUAUCGUAGCGCAUUGGCAAUGCAGGGAGCUAUACUGAACCAGCACGACCGCAGCCUGCAGCAGAUAACCGAGAAUCUCCGCCAGCUGACGAUCGCCGUGCAGAGCCGGGUGGACACCGACCAACGCCGGCAGCCGGUGGAGCAGAAGCCGCGGCAGCUGCGUCUCCAGUCUCGCCUGUGACAUCGCGGGAACCCCGCCUACCACCUCCGGAGAGGUACGACGGAUGUCCAGAGGGCUGCAGGGAAUUCCUCACCCCAGUGUUCCCUGGUAUUCAACCUACAACCCUCCUCCUUCCCGACGGAGCAGGGCGGGGUGGCCUACAUUAUCACUCUAGUGACAGAUCGGGCCCUUUCCUGGGCUACCGCGGAGUGGGAAAGUCAAACUCCGGCGUGCUCCGACUCCUACCAAUUCACCCGGGAGCUACGCAAGGUGUUCGACACCUCUCCGCCUACGUCCUGUUCUGGUCUCCACCGACCACUCAUCAGCCCAAACCACCAUCCCAGACCACCUACCAGUCCUCACCUCUUCCCCAGGUCCUGCACUCCGAACCGCCUACCGCCCUAGCGGCGGUUGCCACCGGGUGGACGGCGGCUACAGUGUCAGUCACCGGCCCAGACCUGGCAGGCCUUCCCCGGGUGUAUUGGGAUCUAGGGGAGGUGUUUAGUAAGAGGCGUGCCAAGGGCUUACCUCCUCACAGGCCAUACGACUGCGCUGUCGAUCUCCUGCCGGGCGCCAUGCCCACACGAGGGCAAUUAUUUUCCUUGUCCCGGCCGGAGACGCUGGCCAUGAGGGAGUAUAUCGACGAGGCACUCGUCGAGGUUCACAUCCGUCCCUCAACCUCACCCGCGGGCGCGGGCUUCUUCUUCGUGGGGAAAAAGAAUGGUGGGCAGUGGCCGUGCAUUGAUUACCGGGCGCUCAACGACAUCACGGUUAAGAACCGCUACCCACUCCCCCUGAUGAAGACGGCAUUCAAGUCAUUGCAGGGAGCCCAGGUCUUCACCAAGCUGGACUUACGAAAUGCCUACAACCUGGUGAGGAUUCGGGAGGGGGACGAGUGGAAGACGGCUUUUAACACACCCAGUUGGGCAUUAUGAGUACGUCUGCCGUCGUCCAGCCAAUGCCUGCGGGUUCUCAGGCCUUGUCAAUGACUCCGCGACUCCCGCUACACGUUUGUGUAUUGGAUGACAUCCAUAUUUUCAAGGACAUGGUGACACACGGCAUCACCUCGCGACCUCCUCCUCUUGCCAUCACCAGCUCUAUUCAGGUGAGAGUGGUGUUCCACACGAGAUUCCAUCCUGGGGAUUAUUUUCAGGGGACCAUGAGAUGAACCAGCCACGGUCAGCACACUGUUUGGCCCAGCCCGCCUCCUCAACAACUACAACGUUUUUAGGUUACCAGUUUUAGUCAUUUAUUCACAUUUUAGCUCCUAGAAGUCCCCUGAAGCCUCCACAACGAGCGUGCGCUCUCUUCGCUGGCCCUCCGAGGGGGAACUACGGAUGACCUUAGCAGCGCUUACAAGGGCCCUCCAGGGCACCAGAUCCGUCCCUUUAUUGGGGCGUGAUGCUUCGCAUUGCGGUGGAGCCAUCCUUCCCUCGUUCUCACGGACGGAACUCACGGUUUUCGAAGGUUGCACUCAUUUCCCCUUCUCAACUCCCAUGGCCUGGAGAGGCCAGUUGGUGGGCAGCCUUUUUUCCGGGUUUGGCCUUCCCCAAUUGUGUCGAUCGCCCUCUUCGCUCCAGUUUGGAAGCGUUCAACCAGCCUCGCGCUCGUCUUGUUUCGCGGCUUCCAUCCCGGUUUCGCACUGGAAGACGAGGGGUCACCAGGAUCUGGAGGGGUCUGAGGUGCUACCCUCCAGAACCCGCCCCUAGUUCAUGUGUCUCAAGCUCGCGCCCCUUCCCUGGGGGGGGGGGGGGGGUUGGGGGGCGACCCGCUAGGUGUCCUCCUCCGACAACCUUAUUCACCUCUUCACUCACUGUCUGGACUAAUCGUGAUCCUGUGUAUUUAUUCCCUAGCAGAGAAAACUGAGCAAGGGAACACAAGGAAGUGAGUUAGUAUUUCAUAUUUUUGCUGUCAGCCUGUUUUUGGAGACCAAUUUGCUCCUCCUUUAUUUUAUCGUGACGAGUCCGUUAUUUUGUAUCCUGGCUUUGGGACCACCAGUAAAGAUCCUUGUUUCACCAUCUCUGCCUACUGCCUACUGUCUAUCCUGCCCCACACCUGGGUCACACCUCACACCAACCCUUACAUACAAUAUAUCAACAAUUCCCUAUGUAUACUAUAAGUCUUAAGAGAACCACACAAAAUGUGGUGAAUGCAGAUUCUUCUGAGUCUGAAAAAAAUUAGUUGGCCUGUGGGAAGAGUCUGACUUUAGGGAAAUAGCAGUUAAAGACAAGGACACUGAAUUUAGACUACCAAACGCCAAACACCUAUUUAGACCCAUUCACCAUUGCUUCAAAGUAAGUUACUAUAUAUAGUCCAGUUUAUAACAUUCUCUUUGAAAUUAGCUUUUAAAUUUUGUGUGAUUCAAUGUAGUGAGCUUUGAAAUGAUGGAUAUAUGUCCAUUUAAAAGUGGUUACAAUUCAUGACAUUUUGAUGACUAAUGAAAAUAUGCAUUUUCAUCAACUUUUUGACUUUUUAGUUUUUUAAACUUUUUGAAAAUACUAACAUUAAUGGACCAAAAUACAGAAAAUCUCCAAAUUGAUAAGUAGAUGCAAAAAUGUAAUUUUAGCCUGUGGUGCCUGGCCUUAAAGUAAUCUGUUCCUCCUGCCAAUGUUAUUGCAUGCAUGUAAACACACACAUGCGCGCGCGCACACACACACACACACACCCGCUGCCCUUUCCACCCACCCACACACACACACACACACACAAACACACCCACCCAUACACACACAAACACACCCACCCACCCACACACACACACACCCGCCCACACGCACACGCACGUCCGCCCGCCCACACACCCACCCACCCACACACACACACACCCACCCACACACACACACAACCUCUUCUGACUAAUCAACAGGUGCUGUUUCAGUAUAGCCUAUAAUUACUACUUACAUGGCCCAAUUCGUUGGGAGAAAAAUUUAUCCAGGCUUGAAAUGUAGUUUGGUUUCCCCCUCCCUUCAUCUGCCCUUUACACAAAGCUAUUAACAUCUUCAAAUUAGCGUCAUUAGCAGCAAAGGUAACAUAACCAAUCAUGUUCAUUAUUGUCAUUACAACUGCAGCCGGUCUGCAUCGGGCAGAGAAAGAAACUGAGCGAUUAAAGGGGAAAUCUAGGAUUGGUGCAUACAUUUUUGGACUUUUAAAUUCAUUAUAUAUAGCAAUUGAUUCUUGAAGAAUAUAACCUGUUUGAAUCCCAGAUUGCCCUUUACUGCAUGUGUUUCUAUUCAAUCCUAUCGACAGCAUCUCAGAAGCACUAAUAUUCUGGAAUUGUUCGGUCUAAUUACAAAGCAGACACACAGAGUGCCUGGUUUUCCAGGGCUGCAGUAGAGCUCCUUUAUUAACGAGGGAUUGUUGCCAGCCCAGGAGUGCGUCCCAAAUGGCACCCUACUCCCUAUGGGCCCUGAUCAAAAGUAGUGCACUAUAUAGGGAACAAGGUGCCAUUUGGGAUGCAACCCAGGACUUCACUGCAGAUUUAUCUGGAUAGCUUUAACGACCUGUUUGUUCCUGGCUCUCGCUUGGUGGCUCAUACGUAUGCUUGUUACUGUUAACGUUACUGGAUUUUUUAACCUGUUAUGAACUGACCAGUAUUAUAUUGUAUUGUAUUGGCCUUUUAAUUCUUACGACUAUGGACAGAUGUAUCACAAACAGACAGAUAGAUAGAUGAAAGUAUGGAUAGAUAUAUGGAUUCUUUCCUUCCUACCUGGACCGACCGCCACUAAUACACACAGGGUGCAAAAUUAUUAACACCCUUGAUUAAGAUGAGCAAAAAUGAAAGUAUAAAAUAAAUAAUUCAAAUAAUUGACGUGUGCUUAGGGUUAUUGUCUUGCUGGAAGAUUCACUUAUGGCCAAGUUUCAGCCUUCUGGCAGAGGCAAUCAGAUAUUUGGCUAAAAUAUCUUCGUACUGGGUAAAGUUCUCGAUGCCGUUGACCUUUACAAGGGCCCCGGGAACAGUGGAAGCGAAAUAGCCCCAUAACAUCAAAAAUCCACCACCAUAUUUUACAGUAGGUAUGGGGUUCUUUUCUGCUCAUGCAUUCUCAUUUCCACACCGAAUCCACCACUGGUGUGAGUGACCAAAGAGCUCUAUUUUCAUGUCAUCCAACAAAUGUAAACGCCUGGAGUUUGCUAAACGGCAUUGGCACUUGGAUUGGAAAGGAAAAGUGGGAUACCUAGUCAGUUGUACAACUGAAUGCAUUCAACUGAAAUGUGUCUUCCGCAUUUAACCCAACCCCUCUGAAUCAGAGAGGUGCGGAGGGCUGCCUUAAUCGACAUCCACGUCUUCGGCGCCCAACCGGUGCUUUGGUCAGAUGACAUGAAAAUAGAGCUCUUUGGCCAUGCACACCAGUGGUGGGUUUGACGUCGAAAUGAGAAUGUGUUUUAGAAAAAGGCUCAGUGCCGUUAACCUCGCAGGGUGAGGUAUUGAAAGGUAUUGAAAACAGGGGUGUCAAUAAUUUUGACCCCUACAUUUUUGAGAAAUACGAAUAUUACUUUUUAAACAAAACCUCUUUCUCUGAGCAACUGUAUUAGUAUAAAAUAAUAUAAUUUCCCAAUUUUUUGAGCAUACAAUAUAGCUCAGUAUUUGAAUUAUUUAUUUUAUACAGUCAUUUUUGCUCAUCUUUAUCAAGGGUGUCAGUAAAUUCAAACCCCGCUGUAUAUGAAAAGCUACUCUCGCUGUUUUCUAAUGUUCUCUGUCCAGGGCCUUCUCUCUGUUCACGACACAGUAGCACAGAAAGGUUAUGACCCCGAGCUGCCACCCCUACCUGAUGACAUCGAGGAAGAGGAUGAGGACUCUGUGAAGAUUAUAAGCCUGGUCAAAAGCCAGGAGCCACUGGUGAGUGGAUCAUGGGCGUAGGGAUGAAUCCUUAAUUGAGAUCUCUAGUUAGGAUUGUGCUCAUGCAGCCUGAAAUCAGUGCCAUACAUGGGAUAUUUUACUUACAUUUGUGCACCUCCAUUUUGUGUAACAUUUUGUUACGUUACGUUACAAAUUAAAUAAAAGGAGGUGGGUGGGCGUAUAAUGUGACUGUCUGGCAACCCAAAGUUUGCGGGUUCGAAUCUUGUCGGGGACAAAUGUAACAUUUGACCUAACCCGUUUCUAACCCUAACCUUAUUCUCCUAACCGAUACGUGAAUUCUCGCUACAUUAGCUGCUAACAUUAGCCACAAAUGCUAACAAAGCAACAAGCAGCCUGGCCUCCAAUUCAAGUGCUUAUUGUGUAAAUGUAUUUAUGUUUUCAAUAAAUAUUUGGAGACUAAAUAUAGUUCACGUUGUCAAUAAUCCUUUGGAGUUGACAGUUCUUUUGCCCCAAAGUUGCGCACGCAUUAGUUUUGUUGCACCCGUCUAUACGUCCUCCAAUUUGUAUGCAAUUGUACGACCGUUAUUCCAUUCGUAAUGUAACGUAACCUAACAUAUCUUACUAAAUGGAGGGACACAAAUACCUACAGUAUUUCAGACAGAAUUCACGGUAUGUUACCUGUAAAAAAAAAAUAGAACAGUCCAAUUUGUACCACUUUCUUGCCAGUAUACCCCGUUAUAUACAUCCCGGUGUGUAGCCGGCACUGGGGAGGGUGGGAGGGGUUGGAAACAGAGGCAGGAAGUGGUACACCCAAGUGAGCAUUGUGCGUCAGGACGUGAGAGUCGCAGCGCAUAAGAGCCUAGUGCGUGCCAAUGCCACUUCUGAAUGAUCUCUUUUAAGAAAAUACUGCAAUCAUGUCUAGGUCCCUUGGCGGGUUUUACUGUACCGCGAUUUGUACCCCCUACACCGUUCAGAUAUAAAGAAAAGGCGGUAUAAAGAAGUUUGUAUGGUAAAGAUUGCAGGUUUUUGUCUACAUAUAAAAGGGGUAAAAUAAACAUCCCAAAUCAUGCAAAUUGCCCUGAGGCCAGGUUGGCUCAUUCUGCAACAAUAUGGGACAUGUGCUGAGGGUUAAAGCCAUAUAAAAUAGCUUUUAUAGCCUAAGUAGCUGAUUUGUUUCUGGGUCCUGAGAUAAAUUGUAGCCACACAACCAAGUCCAUGGAAGCCACACAAGCAAAGGUGUAACCAUGACAAAAGCCCCAAGAUGGAAAGACAACAUAAUGAGCAGGGAUAUAGAAAAACCUGGGGGCUGCAAAGUCUUUCCAUACUCAAGCUUUGGAGAGUCAAUUCUUCCAUAUCUUUGCUGCCAUAUAUCUAGUGACACAUUGCAGAGUUCGAGCAUUGUUGUGUGUGUGCGUCUCUCUCUUUGUGUGUGUGUGUGUGUGUGUGUGUGUGAACGAUCGAGGUUGGAUGGUAUUUUCGGCCAAUAAUAGAAAACAUACCGUUAUGCAGACUGAUAAGUAUUACCAAACGUAUACGUAUGGAAGUUUAGUGCUGACCUUUUUAAGACUGGAUCUGUUUUAUUGAUGCAACAUGCCGCCAUCUUUCUAAUCCGUAAUGCAAAGUGCUCCACCCUGGCGUGACCUGAUCGUUGGUAACGGCAUGAGAUGCUCUGUUUCCCAUUGUGUUUUUCCACCCCAUUGAUAACAUCUGGUAAAAAAAAGAUGUGGGAUAACCUCUCCAGAUAUGUGAUUGUGUCCAUCACACACUGCCAAAAUGGUUCUGUCUCUAAACAAAUUGCAGUGGCAAAUUAAGUGACAUUUAUGGCCUGGGGUAACAGCAUCAAUGUUCAUGGCUUUAUUAGAAGAUUGCUUAUUGGGAGCAGCAAACGUGCGCAGACAUUAUUUUUUUUCUCUGUUAUUAACAUCAAUGAAGAACUUGUUGUAUGAUUGCAUCUCUAUAUCUUUCUGGCCCUCACUCACUUUCUCAUCCCUCCUCUUUUUCUUCACGCUCCCUUUGUUUAUCCAUCUGUCUCUGUCUCUCUCUGUCUCUCUGUCUCUCUGUCUCUCUGUCUCUCUGUCUCUGUCUCUCUCUGUCUCUCUGUCUCUCUGUCCCUCUGUCUUCUGUCUCUGUCUCUCUCGGUCCUCUGUCUCUGUCUCUCUCUGUCCUCUGUCCUCCUCUAUCUCUCUAUCUCUCUCUCUGUGUCUCUCUCUGUCUCUGUCUCUCUCUGUCUCUGUCUCUCUCUGUCUCUCUCUGUCUCUCUGUCUCUCUAUCUCUCUCUCUCUCUCUGUCUCUCUCUCUCUGUCUCUCUGUCUCUGUCUCUCUCUGUCUCUCACUGUCUCUGUCUCUCCUCUCUCUCCCUCUCCUUCUCUCUCUCUCUCCUCUCUCUCUCUCUCUCUCGCUCCUCCUCUUCUCCCUCUCUCUCUCUCUCUCUCUCUCUCUCUCUCUCUUCUCUCUCUCUCUCUCUCUCUCUCUCUCUCCUCUCUCUUUCAGGGGGCCACCAUAAAGAGGGAUGAAUCCACUGGAGCUAUAGUUGUAGCAAGGAUCAUGAGAGGGGGUGCUGCAGACAGAAGUGGUAAAAAUCAUUUAGAAAGUGAAUUCAUGAACAAUGACAUUAUAUCGAUAAUAUAUGACUAUGUAGCACAUGGGGAUGUGUGAAGCUUACUCCUCAGCCUGAAGUGUCCCCACUUGCGCCAGCAAAUAGCUAGCUUUUUGAGUGGCGCCAACUGGUAAGACGCUUCAGGAGGGUGGUCACGUGUGCUCGCAAGGCAGAGGUCCCGAGUUAUUGCCAGGUAUGGGCCAUAUAAGGGGGAAAUGGUACUCACUAAGCAAGCAGCAUGAUGUCCUUUACAUAUAUACAAUGUAAUAACAGUGUAAUCAUACAUUUAUAAACCGUUUCAGAGAAAUCAGUGAUCUGAAAUCAAAGAUAUUUUGCAGGUCUGAUUCAUGAGGGCGAUGAGCUAAGGGAAGUCAAUGGAGUCCCAAUGGAGGAUAAGACACCGGAGGAAAUCAUUCCUAUUCUGGUGUGUGUGUGUGUGUGUGGUCUGUUUCAGUCUGUAAGUCUGGCCAAGUGAGGCUAGUGUCUAGCUGCUUGUUAGCUUGGAUCAUUGUGUGUACAUCCCGGAUGUGUUUGUGUGGUUUAAUGUGUACAUGUCUGUGUGUCAGUCAAGUCUACAUUUUGUGAUUAUUUUCGUGCCAGGCUCAAUCGCAGGGAGAGGUGACGUUUAAAGUGAUACCGGUACCUGGCACCAAGGAAGAGCUGUCAGCCAAUGAGACUAUGGUAAAGCUAUCGUGCUCUGCUUACAUUGGUUCUUUGACAUUUCAGGCAAAUGACAGCAUCAGAGUAUGAGAUAGCAACAUGAAAACCAUACACCGCCACACCACCUUCACAGCACUUUCUCCUAGGAUGUUCAAGACGCUAUUGUUGAACCAUUGGCGGCAGGUAGCCUAGCAGUUAGAGCGUUGGGCCAGUAACCGUAGGUUGCUGGUUCGAAUACCUGAGCCCGAGACAAGGUGAAAAAUCUGCCGAUGUGCCCUUGAGCAAAGCACUUAACCUUAAUUUGCUCCAGGGGCCCCGUACUACUAUCGCUGUCCAUGUAAAUUAACAUAUGUCAUUGCACCUAUCUGGUCAAAAAAAAAUUAUGAAGUAAAGCUCUUGUGUUUUUUGUUGUGGUUCUCAGUUAUUUGUGCGGUCGCUCUUUGACUACAACCCUGAGGAGGACCCCGCCAUCCCCUGCAGACAGGCGGGGUUGGGGUUCAAGAGGGGGGACGUCCUUCAGAUCGUUAGCCAGGAGGACGACACCUGGUGGCAGGCCUGUCGUCAUGGUGACAGCAACUCCCGAGCAGGACUCAUCCCCUCCAGGCAACUUCAGGAGAGGUGGGCCUCCAUGUCCAUGGUCAAUCCAUGCACAGCCAUUUAUAACUACCCUCACAUCAGCUUUGUGUUAGUUUGACUUUAUUUGAUAACUUAAAGGGAUAGUUUUCUUAACUCCAAUCUUAACCGUUUUUUAAACUCGAAAAUAGUUAUUUGACAGCAAUACAAACAGCUAUUGUACGUCCAUAUCACUUUGAGAUGACAUCUCUAACACGAGAACAGUAUAUGAAUGUACAAUUAGAAGAUGAGAACACAGUAAAGUCCCCAGUUUCUAUGGUCUUCUAAAUUUGAAUGUUUUCAGUCAAGCAUGACACUCCAGAAAGGUUUUAACAACAGUGGAAAAAAAAAAUCCUCCUCAGAUCAUAAUUUAGUGGUCAAGGAGGGUCAACCUGGAGUUCGGAACCCUUUGAUAAACUGAAAACUAGACAAAUCGAGGUUUGAGGAACAUUAUCCCUAGCCUGAUCCAUUAUGGCACCCAAAAUGGUUAACUCAGGUAAUGGUACUGUAUACAUAACUGUUGUUCUCUUUUUCCUUCCCUUAGGAGAGUCGCUCUCCAGCGGCCCAAAGCCUUAUUUAAACCUCAGAGAGUCCAAAAAAGACUGACAGGUGAUGAUCUCUCCAGUAAACCCCCACCUGCAGGGAAUAAAACAGUCAUGUAACACUCUCCCCAGGACAAAGGGUGAAAAUCUAAGGUCAUACCUGAAGGUCAAGGUGAAAGUCACACGUAAGGGCAAUGCCACAUGUUGAAGGGAAUCCCUUAGGAUCGCACCAAGGGCCGUAUCCACAAAACGUCUCAGAAAAGGUCCUAGGAAUCCUGUUAAAACCUGUUUUAAGACAUAGCUUUUAUUUUUACCCAUAAGAGUAGGUGAAAGAAGUCUCUAUUCUCAGCACUUACAACCCAUUUUCUAUUCUGUUUGGAUACGGGUCCAGAUCUGGGUUUAAAUACACAAUACUUUAAAAUACUAUACUGCAAUACAAUAUUAAUUAUUUUAGGAGCAUAUCAGUUAAUCAGUUAACAUAGUCAAGCACUAUGUUCUACGUCAGUGUUUCCCAAAUGGUAGCAACUGUUGGGUCUUGAAUAGUUAAUCUAGGGCAGUGGUCCCCAAACUUUUCUGAGCCGAGAUCACUUUCUGAGUCAAAAUGACGGCUGAGAUCUACCGCUCCGAUAUUUUUUUUUUGGACUUAAAAACAGUUCUGUAGCUAUGAGGUUUGUAGUAGGCUAUAUGCCCAGUACAUUAUCACUGCAUAUUGGCUAUGCUUGAAUUGCCCUGCCAAUGUUGUUCUUCUCAGACCAUUUAAAAAUGAUAUUUCAAAACUUGAGGUUUAUGAUCACACUGGUAAAGGAUAGAUUGUAAUUUGUUGUGUUACUUGUGAGGCAAAGCUGAGUGAGCAUAAAUUGAAAUAAUGUGCUUUCUUUAUUUUACUGGACUGAUUGUGCCUGAAUCGUAUGGUCAGUCUCAGCGGAGGGAGAGCAUCAGAGGGCCCGCCUCUUACCGUCGGACCGUCCCUCAGCUCUCUCCUCUCCAUUAAUAGUGAAGGCUUCCGCAUGCUUAGGUUCGGCUGGCGCCUAGUAGGCGAACCGAACGAGUGUGCUUGCAUACUCCUUUAAAAGACCUUUGCUUGAAAAACGAGAAAAAGCGGCAAUAGAACUGUUUGUCUAUCUUGAGAUGCCGUAGCCAGUAUACACUUCCUCAAAGUAGUCAGAAUUAUUCUAAGAUAACGCAAGAAAUCUGUCAUUAAUUCUGACGUUUUUGUUAAGGAGAUCUUAGUCACACAAUUUUACAUCUUUGGUGCAGUAUUUCUCAAGUGAAAAAACUUGCAUGGAAACAAGUCGUCUAUUGUUGAAUGACAACAAACACUUCAUUGAGGAAUCCCUACUGUUGACCAAUGACCGACGAAGGGGCGUAGACUUCGGCUCCCGAACUUCGACUUGCCUCGAGAAAACAAUUUGUGUGCAUGAACAACUGAGAAAACCCUUGCCAAAGACCAAAACUUCACAAAAUGUUGUCACAAUAUAGUAUGCAUGAACUGUUCCGAACUGUUUCGCAUGGGAAGCAUGCUGGCGCAUGCACAAAUUCAUGUUGUUACUUCUAUGACAAGAGAAAGUAAAAUAUCACUUGAUAUUAAAAAACACACAGCCGCUAAUAAUUAUAACGCAAGCCUAACGAUACACAUUGCUGCUCAUUCAUUGAAGCUGCAAUGCUGGAUGCAGCGUGAGUGGAGGAGUGCAUUUCAUGGCUUAUAAAAGUGUUGAACAAAAAGUGUAGACAAUGCUGAAUAAAAACUUUAACAUGAACUCACUCAUAAAAACAGCAGCUCUUUUCUGUAUUCCUUGACAGUCUCUCUCUAGUCAUGGUUUUAGACGUUUUUAAAUCACAGUAUCAACUUAUUUUGAUACUGUGAUCUAAGCAAUCCAAUUGGCUAGCGGUAGGUCUAUAGGUGCACUUGAUUUGCUCUCCGGGCAUGCCGAGUAGGCAGAGUUUGUACUUUCAGACACAUUACAUGGUUCAAAAUGCCGGAGCGAAUGGUCGGGGGCCGGAAAAUAAAUAUAAUAAUUUGUACACUGCAAAUUGACCACAAGUAAGCCGAAAAAGAGAUUUCAUACCUUGAUUGAGACACGAUCACAUAUCUCUUUUUUAUUUGUGGGAAUACUUGGGAACAGAUUUCCUAAAUUAAACACAUUUUUAGCUGAAUUCCUGGUGAUUUUACAGGCUUUUUUUAACCAAAAUUUUUGUAUUCUUAUUAUUUUGACUACAAACUUUGUGGGCCCCCAAAAAUCACUCGCGGCCUGAUUUUGGCCCUUGGACUGCCUGAUGUCGACCCCUGCUUUAUGGGCCUUUUUAUGAAUCAUUGUUUUCUAAUUCUUCCUUUAUCUGUGUAGCGACAUAACUAACUACUGUCUCCAUGAUUCACUUGUCUUGUUUUGUAUCCAUGCUGCUCAGACAAGGAGGAAGGUACUGCUUGCUUGUCAUAGUUGGUCUUGUUUCCCUUUUUGUCCUAUCGAACAAUGUAAAAAAAAAAUACUCUCUGUGUUAAACAUUUUUUUUUAAAGUAAUGAACUGUACUGAUUUGAUUAGGAAUUAAAAUGAUGUCACAAGGUUGUGUUCCUUGAUCCAUCCUUUUCUCUCCCGUGUUCUGCUCUCUCUCUCUCCAGUGGUGGAGGAUGCAGACUAUGGAGCUAUUACUGGAAUCCACAUCGGUGAGAUGUUACAUUUUCCUCAUCCCUAACCCUGGAAAAGGUAUCAACUCAUUACUACCAAUAAGAUCCAGACACGGAAUGAAAAACCAAGCAGGGGUUGAACCAGAGACGGACUGGAACCAGAAAUCGACCCGGGCAUUUCUAACACACCGGCCCAUUUUUAGAGCGGACCAUUAGGCUAAAGAUGGACCAGCCCAUCUGGCAUUUUCCCGAACUGCCAUAUGGCCAGUCCAUUUCUGGUUUGAAAAAAAGCUCUAUUUACAAACCAGAUUAUUCAAUCAGUAUGUGCUCCCCAGAGCUAUAGGGGAAGCCAAGGAACGCCAACGAGGUUUAAACAGCCAGAUCAUUUCCCCCAUUUCUCCAGAUCCGUUGGAUGUGUUUGAUGUCGGUUUAGCAAUAGUGUGUGUGUCAAUGUGUUUGUGUGGUGUGAGAGAGAGAGAGAAUGUGUGUCUGUGUGUUCCGCUUUAUCGAAACUUAUAAUGCAUUUGCCAGACAGAAUAAUAGAAACAAUGGGUAGCUGUCUGAUCCUUGUUCAUGGUCACAGGUGCAUUAUUAGGUUUUAAGCAGCAAGAUCUUGAGAAGAAUAGAUAGCCGCAUAUUUGAAUAGAUACCCGCAUAUUUGAAUAGAUACCCGCAUAUUUGAUGUCAAUGGCAUCCUCAUGUAUGAUUUUGCACUCCUGGUUCAGGUUUGACUGAGUUAAGUGUCAGGUGUUGUUUAUUAUUGGCUACUGAAGUUACAGCAUGUCAUAUCUUUGUGCUGCACAUGUGUAGUCUCUGUCCAGAUUCCAAAACAGGAUGUGGUAGCGCUCUGUACUUUCUCUGAGUCUCAGCUCCAAAGUGCUAUUGAUUGUUUAAUGGAUGCCACACGACUGACUGCACACUAGCUACAUAGAAUUUGGAAGAGGAGAUACUGGAGAGGAGGAACUAGUGUGGGAUGACAUGCGCGUGCACUACAUGUGAAGUGCACUGAAGUACUCUAGAUGAUUUAGAGGGAAAAGGAACAUAGGUAAACUUCAGAGUGAUGGAGGAUGUAGUGUGCACUUCAUAGUAGUUUAGGACUGUAGGAAGGAAGUUUGAAUUUGAAAGUGAAGCAAAAUAAUACAUGCACUGACUGCAUAGGUUUUAGUAUGUUCAGAACAGUACAGUACUAUAUGGAGGGUGUUUGGCAGUGCAGCUAGAAGAGAAAUACAUAACAGUUAUUUUUCCUAUUUUAGAUUCUGUCGAUCAUUUAUCAGACUGACCCUUGGUGACAGCGUCUUGGAGAUUGUUUUCAGCAUGCUCAAUAUCCUAUUUCCUUAAACUACAUGAAUAUCCUGAUGUCACUGUAAUCAAAUUAAUCAAAUCUGAUAUUGGUUUAAUUUGAGCUCUGCCACCCUCUUCCAACUGUGCUGACUGUCUGACAAAAGGGUCUUUGAUAAAGUCGGUGAAACUCAUACUAUAGCGGGACAGUUACACCAUGGAGGACAUGCCAAUCCGGGCCAGACCACGUUCACAUGGCAUGGGCUCUGUUUUCAUUAAAGUGAUGCGUGAAAGAACAUUCAAUCCUACAGUCGUGGUCAAAAGUUUUGAGAAUGACACAAGUAUUGGUCUUCACAAAGUUCGCUGCUUCAGUGUUAUGAGAUAUUAUUGUCAGAUGUUACUAUGGUAUACUGAAGUAUAAUUACAAGCAUUCCAUAAGUGUUACAUUAAGUUUAUGCAAAGAGUCAAUAUUUGCAGUGUUGACGCUUCUUUUUCAAGACCUCUGCAAUCCGCCCUGGCAUGCUGUCAAUUAACUUCUGGGCCACAUCCUGACUGAUGACAGCCCAUUCUUGCAUAAUCAAUGCUUGGAGUUUGUUAGAAUUUGUGGGUUUUUGUUUGUCCACCCGCCUCUUGAGGAUCGACCACAAGUUCUCAAUGGGAUUAAGGUCUGGGGAGUUUCCUGGCCAUGGACCCAAAAUGUUGAUGUUUUGUUCCCCGAGCCACUUAGUUAUCACUUUUGCCUUAUGGCAAGGUGCUCCAUCAUGCUGGAAAAGGCAUUGUUCGUCACCAAACUGUUCUUGGAUGGUUGGGAGAAGUUGCUCUCGGAGGAUGUGUUGGUACCAUUCUUUAUUCAUGGUUGUGUUCUUAGGAAAAAUUGUGAGUGAGCCCACUCCCUUGGCUGAGAAGCAACCCCACACAUGAAUGGUCUCAGGAUGCUUUACUGUUGGCAUGACACAGGACUGAUGGUAGCGCUCACCUUGUCUUCUCCGGAGAAGGUGUUUUCCGGAUGCCCCAAACAAUCGGAAAGGGGAUUCAUCAGAGAAAAUGACUUUACCCCAGUCCUCAGCAGUCCAAUCCCUGUACCUUUUGCAGAAUAUCAGUCUGUCCCUGAUGUUUUUCCUGGAGAGAAGUGGCUUCUUUGCUGCCCUUCUUGACACCAGGCCAUCCUCCAAAAGAAUUUGCUCACUGUGCGUGCAAAUGCACUCGCACCUGCCUGCUGCCAUUCCUGAGCAAGCGCUGCACUGGUGGUGCCCCGAUUCCACAGCUGAAUCAACUUUAGGAGACGGUCCUGGCGCUUGCUGGACUUUCUUGGGCGCCCUGAUGCCUUCUUCACAACAAUUGAACCUCUCUCCUUGAAGUUCUUGAUGAUCCGGUAAAUGGUUGAUUUAGAUGCAAUCUUACUAGCAGCAAUAUCCUUGCCUGUGAAGCCCUUUUUGUGCAAAGCAAUGAUGACGGCACGUGUUUCCUUGCAGGUAACCAUGGUUAACAGACAAUGAUUUCAAGCACCACCCUCCUUUUAAAGCUUCCAGUCUGUCAUUCUAACUCAAUCAGCAUGACAGAGUGAUCUCCAGCCUUGUCCUCGUCAACACUCGCACCUGUGUUAACGAGAGAAUCACUGACAUGAUGGCAGCUGGUCCUUUUGUGGCAGGGCUGAAAUGCAGUGGAAAUGUUUUUUUGGUAUUAAGUUCAUUUUCAUGGCAAAGAGGGACUUUGCAAUUAAUUGCAAUUCAUCUGAUCACUUCAUGACAUUCUGGAGUAUAUGCAAAUUGCCAUCAUCAAAACUGAGGCAGCAAACUUUGUGAAAAUUAGUAUUUGUGUCAUUCUCAAAACUUUUGACCACGACUACAAAAUAAGUCAUAUUUUCUAUGGCAAUCAAGCUAAAUUAGUAGAAUAAGAGGUAGAUAUUGUACAACACUGUGAACAAGUUUUAUUUAAUCAUAACUUAUGUUUGCUCUAUUCCAUUGGACCCCAUUAGUUUUCUUCUGCUCCUGGCACAUGCGGCCUCCAACACACAUAAUUCUAUCAUUUUAAAUUAUUCAUUUCACUCAAACAGUGCCCUCCCUGUACUUAAGUGUUGUGUUUACAUUAAAUAUGUUCACAAUAUGCAGUAGGAUUCAUGUACAACAUUUAGCUGCCAACUGCCUAACAUCUAAUACUGUGUUAUUUUGCUCUGUUGCAUGUGCUGCCUCUGGUGAGACAUUUGAUUUGACUGUUAGAACUCACAGACACAGACAUUGAAAGAAACAUUCACACACACCCAUCCCCACACACAUGCAAACAGUGACAGGUGUGUGACAGGUAUCUCUUUCCCUGCAGCUGGUCUGAGGAGGAGUUUCAGGCUGGGCAGGAGAGGCAGUAGGAGUGGGAGUGUUGAGUCUAAAAGGAAGAGCCAGGAGAUGGGAGGAGUCACGCAGACCCCCACCUACCUGGAGGUGGCCCCGUACUGCAGGGACCCCAAAGAGGGCCGUCGGCUGGUCCUGCUGGUUGGUGAGUAG
Molecule: messenger RNA, 20123 nt
Organism: Coregonus sp. 'balchen'
Lineage: Eukaryota; Metazoa; Chordata; Actinopteri; Salmoniformes; Salmonidae
Source: the annotation of a GenBank genome assembly